Messenger RNA from Ruditapes philippinarum (Manila clam), 1944 nucleotides. RefSeq names its product neprilysin-1-like. Gene Ontology annotation, molecular function: metalloendopeptidase activity. The coding region runs from base 16 to 1944 and encodes 642 amino acids. Gene Ontology annotation, biological process: protein processing. The record is from RefSeq and is a predicted model, not a curated record. The transcript is spliced from 17 exons. Gene Ontology annotation, cellular component: plasma membrane. NCBI's taxonomy places the organism in Eukaryota, Metazoa, Mollusca, Bivalvia, Venerida, Veneridae.
CGAGUUCUUGAAGCAAUGGACACUGAUGUAAAUCCAUGUGACAACUUUUAUGACUUUGCAUGUGGCAAAUGGUCUAAAAUGAAUUCGAUCCCCGAGGGUUCGUCAUACUACAGUACACGCAGAGAAAAGAGCGAAUCUAACCUAUUGAUUAUUAAAUCUGUGUUGGAGAAAGAAAUAAGUCCUGGUGAUAUAGAUUCUGUUGUUAAAGCAAAGAAAUUUUACAAGUCAUGCAUGGAUACAGAUAAAAUAGAGAAGCUUGGGAAUGCUCCUCUACACGAAUAUAUGGAAAGUAUGGGUGGAUUACCAAUGUUGGGGGAUGCUCCAGGCGGUAGAUGGGAUUCAAGUUCUUAUUCAUUAGAGGAUCUUCUUGUUAAAUCAUUCCACAUGACACCUUCUACACCAAUGAUUCAUCUUUCUAUAAAGGAUACAAACAAGAAAAAAGAUCGAUUCGAACUCCAAAUCGAUCAGCCGGAAAUGGACUGGUUUCUGACAAGUCAAGAUUCUGAAAUAUAUCUUAAUGGUUACGAGACUUACCUAAAGGAAAUGUUUCUAGCUUUAGGUGCUAAUGAAAGCAUAGCAGCUGUUUACGCAAAGGAUAUAGUUAAUCUUGAAGUUGAUAUUGCAAAAAUUUUAAUACCAUUUGGAGAAGGGACCAGUGGCCGUCUUACAGUGAAUGAACUUCAAGACUUAGUUCCAACUAAGGUAAACUUAACAAAAGUAAUAGAGAGCAUCUAUCAGUCUGGUGGUUUUUCUCUCGACCGAUCUAAUAGAAUUUGGAUAUUUUCACCAGAGUAUUUUACCCGUCUUGGGAACAUAACAACAAAAUAUCCAGAAAGAGUAAUUGCUAGUUAUAUUGUGGUUAAGACAGCCCUGAGUCAAGUGCACUUCCUACCAAAAAUAUAUACGGAUAUUUUGGAUAAACUGUAUAGGGUAUUGGGUUUAACAUUACGUUCAGAACAGAGAUGGUCGUUUUGUGUAUCUACAUUGACAGACAGGAUGCCAUAUGUAUCUGGUAGAUUGUUUGUUCGUGAAGCUUUUCUAGAAGAAGAACAGGCUUAUAUGUUAGAUGUAGCAAAUCGACAUAAGAAAGUUUUUAUGGAGAUACUGAACAGACAAUCAUGGAUUUCAAAUAAAUUUAAAAAGCAGUUGGUUAAAAAGGCGGGAGCAAUGAAAUUCGAAGCUGGUUACCCAAAGCUUGUUGACAAUGAUCGUGCUCUUAAUAAAAUUCAUAAACAUUUUACAGUCUAUGAUAGUGACCCGUACAAAACUGUUGCAAGCAUGGCUGACGCAGAAAUGAUUCGAGCAGCUGAGUUACUGAAACGAGAUUUCGACGACAAUGUAUGGAGCGAAACACCCGUUACUAACAAUGCAUAUUAUUCUUUAAGCUUCAAUACAGUUGUUCUUCUCGCAGGGCAUCUGCAACCAAGGACGUAUUCACAUGACAUGCCUGAGUAUAUGAACUACGGAGGAGCAGGCUAUGUGAUUGGACAUGAAAUAACACAUGGAUUCGACUCCGAAGGAAGACUUUUUACUAAAGACGGUAAAUAUGUUUUUGACCUGUGGCCAGCCAAAGACCAAGAAAAUUAUGUAAAUCAUGUGAAUUGUUUAAUAAAUCAAUUUAACAACUACACAAUACCAGGCACCGGUGGAACGAAGCAUAAUGGUAUGUUGACAUAUAACGAAAAUAUUGCUGACAAUGGAGGGUUAAAGAUUGGCUAUGAGGCUUAUCGUAAAUGGGUGAAGACCAGCAGAAAAGGCAAAGAAGAAAACAGAUUACCUAGGCUGCCUUAUACCCCAGACCAACUAUUCUUUCUUAAUUUUGCACAGGUGAUAAUCGUUUGUAAUGCCAGAUAUCAAUUAUUUCAUUUUAUCAAAUUACACUUUAUUACAAAACCUUUAAUUAAUAACGUGUUACGGAAAGAAUUUGUUUAUUCAAGCGUGUGA